Molecule: messenger RNA, 1536 nt
Organism: Mesitornis unicolor (brown roatelo)
Lineage: Eukaryota; Metazoa; Chordata; Aves; Mesitornithiformes; Mesitornithidae
Gene: GJA1
Product: gap junction protein, alpha 1, 43kDa
Exons: 2
Coding region: 265-1410 (381 amino acids)
Biological process (GO): cell-cell signaling; heart development
Cellular component (GO): connexin complex
Molecular function (GO): transmembrane transporter activity
Source: RefSeq, a predicted model, not a curated record
CCUCCUCUCUCACAGUCAGAGCCUUGAAAACUUGUUAAAAGCUCUCCCAGUGUUCCAAGUUAGAAAAAACUUUUACGAGGUAUCAGCACUUUUCUUUCAUUAGUGGGGAAGGAAGGAUGAAAAAUACAAAGCAGCAGUAGGGUUUUAAAGUUUAAAUAGACAGGUCUGAGUGCCUGAACGUGCUCUUCCAUUUUACUUUAGCCCUCCAAAGAAGUAUUCUGAUUCAGUUUCACUGCUCAUCAGCAAGGCCAGCAUCCCAGGAAGAUGGGCGAUUGGAGUGCCUUGGGAAAACUUCUUGACAAGGUUCAAGCCUAUUCUACUGCAGGAGGAAAAGUGUGGCUGUCUGUCCUCUUUAUUUUCCGAAUCUUGCUAUUGGGGACAGCAGUUGAAUCUGCCUGGGGAGAUGAACAGUCUGCUUUCCGGUGCAACACUCAACAGCCUGGUUGUGAGAAUGUCUGCUAUGACAAGUCCUUCCCCAUCUCCCACGUACGCUUCUGGGUUCUGCAGAUCAUAUUCGUGUCUGUACCUACGCUUUUGUACCUGGCGCACGUGUUCUACGUAAUGAGGAAAGAAGAGAAGCUGAACAAAAGAGAGGAAGACCUCAAGGCGGUCCAAAAUGAUGGUGUGAAUGUGGAUAUGCACCUCAAGCAAAUAGAAAUUAAGAAAUUCAAGUAUGGGAUUGAAGAACAUGGCAAAGUCAAGAUGCGUGGGGGACUGCUCCGUACUUACAUCAUCAGCAUCCUGUUUAAAUCUGUCUUCGAAGUGGCUUUCUUGCUGAUACAGUGGUACAUUUAUGGGUUUAGCCUGAAUGCCAUCUACACCUGCGAGCGAGAUCCAUGCCCACACAGAGUGGACUGUUUCCUCUCCCGUCCAACUGAGAAAACCAUCUUCAUCCUCUUCAUGCUGGUCGUGUCCUUGGUGUCUCUUGCCUUGAAUAUCAUCGAGCUUUUCUAUGUGUUCUUCAAGGGUGUCAAGGAUCGUGUGAAAGGGAAAACCGACCCCUACUCCCACAGCGGUGCCAUAAGCCCUUCCAAGGACUGUGGCUCCCCCAAAUAUGCUUAUUACAAUGGUUGCUCCUCACCAACUGCCCCCUUGUCUCCCAUGUCUCCCCCAGGGUACAAGCUCGUUACUGGAGACAGGAACAAUUCCUCCUGUCGUAACUACAACAAGCAAGCUAGUGAGCAAAACUGGGCCAACUACAGUGCAGAGCAGAACAGAAUGGGCCAGGCUGGCAGCACCAUCUCCAACUCGCACGCCCAGCCCUUCGACUUCUCUGACGAGCACCAGAACACUAAAAAACUGGCGUCGGGACAUGAGCUGCAACCCCUCACCAUUGUGGACCAGAGGCCUCCCAGCAGAGCCAGCAGCCGAGCCAGCAGCAGGCCUCGACCUGAUGACCUGGAGAUCUAAGCUUCUAGCUGCAGUACUUGCUCAACUAUGAAAUGAUGUGCAUUGGAAGAUGCCGUCAGUGCUGAUCUUGUUCCAGUGGAGGUGGUACUUAACAGUCUCAAGCAGGAGAUUUUAACAAUCAUGAAA